CAGAGGUCAGUCUGCAUUUCAUUUAGAUGUACAGAAAACAAUGUCUACGAAUUUUCAUCGAGAUAACCAAGUUGCUGUUGCCAAAAUAUCUUUAUUCAUUUCAAGCUGUGCUGUCGAAACGUUGUCACCUCUGACCUUCCUGGCUUAGCAUUUCACAAAUGGCGUCAGGAGUUGCAAGCCAGAUCAAGGAAGAAUUCCUUGUGUGCCAGAUCUGUUUUGAAGACUACGACAAGCCAAAGGUUCUCCCUUGUCAGCACACCUUCUGCCAAAAAUGUUUGAAAGAAAUGUUGGCCAAAAUGGGGAAGUUGACAUGCCCCAACUGUCGUCUCGAGUGUCAACUUCCCCAAAACGGUGUGGAGGGACUUCCAACUAGCUUUUUCGUCAACAAGUUGCGCGAUAUCAUUAAAGGUAGUGGCGGUGUUACCCGUGCUCGGACCAGUCCAUGUACGUGCGACGACAAGUCGACAACAACAUCUUGCUGCCUCGACUGUCGGAAGGAGCUAUGCGCGCCGUGUUCGGCCUCGCACCGCCGACCGACGGCAAACCGCCGCCAUCGAGUAGUCCCCAAGGACGACGCGUCUGGGGCGGCGGCUGGACACACCGCGCCUACUCCGGCAGGUGGACACUCCGGGCAGGGCACCAACGUAAGACAGGCUCCCGUACAAGUUCUCCUGUCGUCUGGGCGUCAUAGUGAAAUUGAAGACUUCUUUGUCCGUCUUUGCUCUACACGAUACAUCCAUCCGGACAGAGUACUGCCCAUACUUUCUUGGCUGAAGGAACAAGACAUCAUGACUGCUCAGGAUCUCCAUGACAACUGGGAUGACGUCAGAAACAUGGUGGACAUGACCAACGCCAUGAAACAACACAUCACGGAAGCUUUAGAGGAAUUUUCAAAAGCAGGACAUUGAAGUGAAGUGUUGCUUGUUUACGUUAUUGUUGUCCGUCGUGACCACGUAGCAAGAUUCGAAGCCUACUUCGAGUUUACGGGUAACAUGAAUACAUGUAUGUAACAGGAUCUCUUGCUUUCUGCUAUCUUUUUGAAUAGCAGAAAAAUCAUUCUACAUUGCUAUCUUCUUGAAUAUGUCUCACGUCACUUCUUGAUGCAAAUGUUUCGAUAAAACACAAUGAUGUCACAUUGCAUUCAAUGGUGGCUACAUGGAUUACUAUUGUAAAGGCCUUAUAAAUGUAACUUUAAUUUUGUGUAGUUUGGCUGUGAACUUAAAUUUUAAUGUCAACAGAAGCAUUAUGUUGCCCUAGAGAGAGUGAUCUAUGUACACACAUGGCCUUCGAAUGCAUAAUAGAUCAUUAAUUCUACAUUUAAGCGAACCACAAAUAAAGCCACGAGACAAAUGUGCGUAUAAGCAGUCAAUUUGACUUUGUGUCACUAGAAAUAAGUGGAUUGACUUGAAAUGUUUGCUUUUCAUAUGGUAGAGAGUAGAGACAAGACUAACACAGUCCUAUCAUUCCUCUAUCGACAGAGUAUUCUAAUCAAGUAAUCCCAAGCGCAGAUGUAGAAAGUUAACAAAUCUAAUCAAAAACAGGUGGGAAAGAUCAGGGGAAACAGGUGAGGCCUGUCACGUGUAUACAGGGCAUAUAUAAUCUGUACAGAAGAAAGGAAAUCCAUGCAGGCAGUCCAAGUGGAUGCCGAGCGCAGGAAAGCGAGAUGGAAGCAAGGACAUGAAGAGUACGGCCGAGAUCCAAACAGCAAAUGGGGAGGGCACUAUCGUUUUGCAAGAGUUCUUGGACGACAUUGACAAUGACUUCUGUCUCGUCGACACGCGAGGAUUCUUCCAACAUAACAUUGACGAGUUCACAGCGCUGGCCGACAUCGUCUAUGGUCGGAUCAGACCUGGCCAGGUGGUCAGAUUUGGAACACCAGACAACGAAGACACUGAAGAGUACUUCCCCAACUGGCUCCAUGCUAUCAUCAUAGUUCUGUCUGCGACAGACCCUCGUCUUCAAGACGGUAAAACUCACCGGAAACACUUAAAGAUUAUCCGUGACUUCUUGCGUCGAAGAGUGAUCACAGUCAUCACACAUCACGACAUGAUCGACAAAAGUCAAGAGGAAGACAUCUUGGCCAAAGCGUGUGCGGCAACCGGCAGCGCCCGUGAUCACACCUUUCUUGUCGCCAAGUACCACCUUGACAAGAAAGAAACAGAUUACAAUGCCGAAAUAAAAGCCAUGGACGUCAUGAAGUCGGCCCUAAAUGUUGCGGAACGCUACGUCAAGUUUCACAAGCUACAAGAACAAUGGGAAAGGGAGGAUGAAGCGAUAGGAGAUGACGUCUCGACUAUAGAUGGAAAAUACCAAUGCACCUGCAGGAGAGAAGAAAACUGAGCAUUCAAUGAAGAUAAUGCCUUGGUAGUAAGACAAACCAUUAGAUGAUUUCAGUUUUGCUAUCAAGAGAAGCAGAAACUUUGACAUGCAGAGCACCUCAAAAAGACACAGUAAGAAGCAUUCAGCGAGAGGAAGAAGCUGCUCACGUACCGCUUUGGUGACAGGCAUGGUUUGCGUAGCUUCAGGGACAUUGACAUAAGCGACAUACUGCUGAGUGAACGCGGCAUUCGGAAUGGCAUUAACUCCAGAACUCUUUUAUUUACAUUUAGUGAAAUAGGUCUUGGCGAUUGUUUGACUAUUGCCAUCACAUCGGGGCACUGUAUAUGCCUUCACUACUGGUUUAGAUAAGGAGAAUGCAAGGAGCUCCUGUGUAUUAACAGUACCUUUGUCAGCCGGAGAGGGCCUAUUUUGA
Molecule: messenger RNA, 2752 nt
Organism: Branchiostoma floridae (Florida lancelet)
Lineage: Eukaryota; Metazoa; Chordata; Leptocardii; Amphioxiformes; Branchiostomatidae
Product: E3 ubiquitin-protein ligase TRIM56-like
Exons: 7
Coding region: 1642-2340 (232 amino acids)
Biological process (GO): positive regulation of DNA-templated transcription
Cellular component (GO): nucleoplasm; chromatin
Molecular function (GO): zinc ion binding; ubiquitin-protein transferase activity
Source: RefSeq, a predicted model, not a curated record